AUGGCGCUCAGCGGGCGAUUCGCUCGCCAGCUGCCACAGGAGCUCUUCGCUCACGCGAGCAAGCACACUCCACGCAUCGCUCGACGCACACUCGUCUCCCAAUCGACGACGACGACACGGUCUGCUCGCCAGCAAGCUGCACGCAACCUGCAGCAGCAGCAGUCAAUCCGUCAUUUUUCCCGCUCGACAAAGCGUGCCGCGUCCAGCCAAGCAGAGGUCGCUCCCAAUGCGAAGGCCUACCUCGAGAGCGGAGCCAUUGCGGGCGGCCAGAACCUCGUCGAUGUCAACAAAGUCCUCGUCAUCGGCUCUGGCGGUCUCUCCAUCGGUCAGGCCGGUGAAUUCGACUAUUCUGGCUCCCAGGCACUCAAGGCUCUCAAGGAGGCUGGCAUCCAGUCGGUCUUGAUCAACCCCAACAUUGCUACCAUUCAAACCUCUCACGUGCUCGCCGACGAAAUCUACUACCUGCCCGUUACUCCCGAAUAUGUCACCUACGUUAUCGAGAAAGAGAGGCCAGACGGCAUCUUCUUGUCCUUUGGAGGCCAGACCGCCCUCAAUCUGGGUGUGAGGAUGGACAAGAUGGGGAUCUUCGAGCGAUACGGUGUCAAGGUUCUGGGCACCAGCAUCAAGACUCUGGAGACUUCGGAAGACCGAGAUCUGUUUGCUAAGGCCCUCAAGGAGAUUGACAUCCCUAUCGCCGAGAGUAUCGCUGUUUCGACUGUCGACGAGGCGCUGGAGGCUGCGGACAAGGUGGGAUACCCCAUCAUCGUGCGAGCCGCCUACGCUCUUGGUGGUCUUGGAUCUGGUUUCGCCGACAACGCUGAAGAGCUUCGGAACAUGGCUGCGCGAUCGCUUACCCUGUCCCCCCAAAUCUUGGUCGAGAAGUCGCUCAAGGGCUGGAAGGAGGCCGAGUAUGAGGUCGUGCGUGACGCUUCGGACAACUGCAUUACGGUUUGCAAUAUGGAGAACUUUGACCCGCUUGGCGUGCACACCGGAGACAGCAUUGUCGUCUCGCCCUCGCAAACGUUCAGUGAUGAGGAAUACCACAUGCUUCGCUCUGCUUCGAUCAAGAUUGUCCGCCAUCUCGGUGUUGUGGGAGAGUGCAACGUUCAGUACGCUCUGCAGCCCGAUGGUCUCGACUACAGGGUCAUCGAAGUCAAUGCUCGUCUCUCUCGCUCGUCUGCUCUUGCCUCCAAAGCUACUGGUUACCCAUUGGCCUACACCGCUGCAAAGAUCGGUCUUGGACACACGCUUCCUGAGCUGCCCAAUGCUGUCACUCGCACGACCACCGCCAACUUUGAACCGUCGCUCGACUACAUCGUUACUAAGAUUCCUCGAUGGGAUUUGUCCAAGUUCCAGAAUGUCAACCGAUCCAUCGGAUCCGCCAUGAAGUCCAUCGGAGAAGUUAUGGCUAUUGGCCGUACCUUUGAAGAGUCCUUCCAGAAGGCUAUCCGUCAAGUCGAUCCUAAAUUCAACGGUCUCCAAGGCGACAAGUUUGACGAUCUCGAUGAUGUGCUCAAGAACCCGACUGACCGCCGUUGGCUCGCGGUCGGACAGGCUAUGCUCCACGAAGGUUACUCUGUUGACAAGGUUCACGACCUCAGCAAAAUCGACAAGUGGUUUUUGUACAAGAUCCAAAACAUUGUUGACUGCACCCAUGAACUCCAGGAUAUCGGCUCUCUCUUUGGCGUCAAGAAGGAACUCAUGCUCAAGGCCAAGAAGCUCGGCUUCAGCGACAAGCAGAUUGCGAUUGCCGUCAACAGCUCUGAGGACGAGGUUCGCGCCCGCCGAAAGAACUUUGGAAUCAAGCCCUGGGUCAAGAAGAUCGAUACGCUUGCUGCUGAGUUCCCUGCGGACACUAACUACCUCUACACGACCUACAACGCUUCGAGCCACGAUGUCAAAUUUGAUGAUCAUGGUAUCAUUGUUCUUGGAUCUGGUGUUUACCGUAUCGGAAGCUCGGUUGAGUUCGAUUGGUGUGCCGUCAAUGCUACGCUUUCUUUGAAAGAGCUGGGCAAGAAGACGGCUAUGAUCAACGUAAGUGUGAAUACCUUUUCUUUUAUAUCCGAGCAUCUCAAACCUUCGCGUUUACGAUGCGACUGCAGAGAUUGCUGCGUGAUACUAGCGGCUUUCCCACUCAGGAGAGACUGAGGGCCAGGAGAGACUGAGAGCCUCCUUCGUCAAGGCGUUCUUGGCCCAUCAAUUCGCCCAACGAACUAAAGCUGACUCUUUCUAGUACAACCCCGAGACUUAUUCCACCGACUUUGAUGUUCCCGACCGUCUCUACUUCGAAGAGCUCAGCUACGAACGUGUGAUGGAUAUCUACGAGCUGGAGUCUGCCUCCGGUGUUGUGGUCUCCGUGGGCGGCCAGCUCCCUCAGAACAUCGCCCUCAAGCUUCAGAACGUUGGCAAGGCUAAGGUUCUCGGCACAAACCCCGAGGAUAUCGACAAGGCCGAAGACAGACACAAGUUCUCCCAAAUCCUGGAUUCCAUUGGCGUUGACCAACCUGCCUGGAAGGAACUGACUAGCUACAAAGAGGCCAAGGAAUUCGCCAACGAGGUCAGCUACCCUGUCCUUGUCCGUCCAUCCUACGUCCUCUCCGGUGCCGCCAUGACUGUCAUCCGCUCUGAGGAAGAGCUCGAGGAGAAGCUUCUUGCUGCAAGCAGCGUCAGCCCUGACCACCCAGUGGUCAUCACCAAAUUCAUUGAGGGCGCGCUCGAAAUCGAUUGUGAUGCUGUCGCUCACAACGGCAAACUCCUCAUCCACGCUGUCUCCGAGCACGUUGAGAACGCCGGUGUUCACUCUGGUGAUGCCUCCUUGGUCCUGCCACCGGUCAACCUGCCAACGAGCACCAUUGAUCGUGUCAAGGAGAUUGCGCAAAAGGUUGCCAAGGCGUGGAAGAUCACCGGUCCGUUCAACAUGCAGAUCAUCAGUGCGAACAACCCAGAUGGCGGCGAGCCUCUCCUCAAGGUCAUUGAGUGCAACCUCCGAGCAUCUCGAUCCUUCCCGUUCGUCAGCAAGGUACUUGGAACCAACUUCAUUGAAGUCGCCACGAAGGCUCUCAUGGACAAGGACGUCCCCGAGCCGGUUGACCUCAUGAAGGUCAGCCGUGACUACCUAGCCGUCAAGGUUCCUCAAUUCGCGUGGACUCGUCUUGCCGGUGCCGACCCUUACCUUGGUGUCGAGAUGUCUUCUACGGGUGAAAUGGCUUGCUUCGGCAAGGACCUUACGGAGGCUUACUGGACUGCCAUGCAGAGCACAAUGAACUUCCGCCUUCCUGAGCCUGGCGAGGGCCUCCUCUUCGGUGGUGACACCUCGACUCCUGAUCUUGGUCAAAUUGUCGACUACCUCAACCCAUUAGGGUACAAGCUCUACGCCGCCAACCACGAAGUCAAGGAGCACCUCGAGAAGACUUCCAACGAUGGCAGUGUCCGUGUGGAGGUUAUCGAAUUCCCCAAAGAGGACAAGCGUGCUCUUCGUGAGGUGUUUGAGAAGUAUGAUAUCCGUGGCGUUUUCAACCUUGCCAAGCGCAGGGCGAGCAGCAUGGUCGACGAAGACUAUGUCAUGAGGCGUAACGCGGUCGACUUUGGCGUUCCGUUGUUCAUGGAGCCAAGGGUGAGUAGAAAGCACAAUGUUUGCAUGGACCGUUUCACUGACUUAUGAUCACCAGACCGCCGUCCUCUUCGCUCAGUGCAUGAGCAAGAAGCUACCCAAGUCCGAGGGAAUACCACCCGAGGUGCGCAGGUGGAGCGACUUCAUCGGCGGCAAGCCGUUGUAA
Messenger RNA from Lecanosticta acicola, 3776 nucleotides. The record is from the annotation of a GenBank genome assembly. NCBI's taxonomy places the organism in Eukaryota, Fungi, Ascomycota, Dothideomycetes, Mycosphaerellales, Mycosphaerellaceae.